CAUAAACAUAAAAAAUGGCUUUGUCUACUCAAUGGAAACAGGAUGAAGAUGAAGCUAUAGACAUAACAAAGGAUAUAGAAGAAGGUGAACCUGAUUGGAAAGCAGUUGGUAGUCCAUCUCGACGAGAGAGUUUUUCCAUCCGUGGUAACAACAAUAAUUCGCCACCGCAACUACCAGCAUCGCAAGAAUAUAGGCGUAGUUCAGUAUCUUCAGAUAAACCUUGGGGUUCAUUUGGUGGUAUUCAGUGGGAAGGGCCUUCUAUGUUUGAUGAGGAGACAGCAACACCAGAAUUAUAUGAUCCAACUUCUAUAUCAUCAGUACCAAUGUUACCUAAUAUAUCUCUUGAGCCCACUUAUAAACCACAACGCAGUUUUUCUUUUUCAACGGGACAAGAACCCAACUUCUUCGGUUAUGAUGAUUAUAAUACGAGAAGCGCUUUAGCACCGACUAUGGAAGAAGAUGAAGAGUUAGAUUCUUUUGACGAUGCUUACCUUCGAGCUCGAUCACAAUCGUCUAAUGCAACCUUCGGUAUGAAUCCGUCUUUAUAUUGGAAUAAUAAUAACGGUCGUCGUUCAUCUCUUGGAUUUGUCUCGUUUUUACCCGAUAAAAAUCCACAACAGCGUCGUAUGUCUCAACCAGAAUUCUCUUUUCCAGAUAUUAUUCCCAAAGGAAACAAUGGUUCAUACUUGAUGGCGAAUCAAUUUACAGAACGAUUAAAAAAUUUCCCUAUUACCAAAUCAGCAUCAACAUCAGCAUCUUCAUCAAUUACAGCCAAACAACAACAACAGCAACCAAUCAUUCCUCCGGAUACAUCUGUGAGUACACCUUCUCAAGAUGGUGUAUCUGUAGGAAAAGGAAUGUUACUCCUAAGAUUACCACCUCAUAUUCCACUCUUCAUGGUAGAAUUUAAAUCUGGUCGUACUGAUUAUUAUUAUGUAUCAGAUCCGUUAAUUAGAUUACGUAUUGGAGAUUUGGUAAUAGUUGAAGCCGAUCGUGGGAAAGACCUUGGUAAAGUCGCUACUGAUGUUCUUACGGUAGACCAAGUGGUUUUAUUACAAAAACAACCCCAUAGUAAACUGAUGGAUGAAAAUGAAAAGACAACUGAGACGCACGUUAAAAGAAUAUAUAGACAAGCCAGUCAUGAGGAAGUGAAUAUGUUGUUGGUGAAAGAUCAAGAUGAGCAAAGAGCUCUCUCUGUAUGUUUACAAAAGAUCAAAAACAGAAAAUUACCAAUGGAAGUUGUAGAUGCUGAAUUUCAAUGGGAUAGACGCAAAUUGACAUUCUACUUCAUUGCCGAAAAAAGAAUUGAUUUUAGAGAGUUGGUUCGAGAGUUAUUCAAAAUAUACAAAACUCGUAUUUGGAUGUGUGCCGUGAAUCCUAAUUUGCCUGCAAGGUCUUCCUAACUGCAUAACAUACACUUAUAAAUUACAAUAGUUUGUUACUUUUUGCAUUUAAGAAAGAAGAAACAUUACAAUUAUGCAUUAAAGAAAGGGGGUAUAUGAUUAUUAAAUAAAUAAUUUAUCUUUCCAAGUUCCAUAUCCUUGC
Mucor mucedo is the source of this 1545-nucleotide messenger RNA. RefSeq names its product PSP1 C-terminal conserved region-domain-containing protein. The record is from RefSeq and is a predicted model, not a curated record. Lineage: Eukaryota; Fungi; Mucoromycota; Mucoromycetes; Mucorales; Mucoraceae. Gene Ontology annotation, cellular component: cytoplasm. The transcript has 6 exons. Bases 15 to 1403 code for a protein of 462 amino acids.